Porites lobata is the source of this 363-nucleotide messenger RNA. Lineage: Eukaryota; Metazoa; Cnidaria; Anthozoa; Scleractinia; Poritidae. The record is from the annotation of a GenBank genome assembly.
AUGAUAUCACUGAUUCACUCUCAAGUCCAAAGUUUGAAAUGGUUCGGGAUAAACGCUAUUGCCGUUGGUCCACAACAUCCAGUUGAAAUGUUGACCAUACAAGACGAAAGUGAAGCUUCGCAUUCACUAAUAUAUACUACACCAGAAUAUUUUGCCACAAAGUUAAAGCACCGACUUUCUUUAUCAAAACAAUUAAAGCUCAUUGUCAUAGAUGAAGUUCACAAAGUAUUUGACAAGAACAGUGAGUUUAGGUCAUCCUAUGACACGCUUAAGUUUCUUCAAGAUGACUUUCCUGGCAUUCCAAUCAUGGCAUUAACAGCAACUGUUAACAAAGAACAAUUAAAUCUCCUUUGUGAAUACUAG